Pelobates cultripes (western spadefoot toad) is the source of this 489-nucleotide messenger RNA. The record is from the annotation of a GenBank genome assembly. NCBI's taxonomy places the organism in Eukaryota, Metazoa, Chordata, Amphibia, Anura, Pelobatidae.
AUGGCUGCCGCCACGUGCGCUCGUGGAACAGAACCACCAGAACUCAUGUCCAAGCUAGAUUCCAUACUAGCCGCGUUCUGGAGGCGAAUGGCAGAGAAGGAGCAACAAAAGGAGGUACGGAGACUGACUAAACUCUCACCCGAGGGACUGCUGCCACACUCCCAACGCAAACACAACCCACCCCCCACGCUGACAGAGCCAGACGAUGGCGACGAAAACAAGAUCCCUUGGGCACACAUACCCAAGAGACUGACCUUACCAAGAACAGUGCACCGCAAAGACAAAAACACGUACCCUGCACAACCCAGCCCAUCAAGCUGGCAAGCAGAGGGGGCCCUCGUGGAGCGACACAACCCAGCGCUGGGACCGGGUAACACCGAAAAGACCCAAGCGGCACCCUCCAAGUCUGCCCCACACAACCAGCAUGGACUUAAACUCACAAAUGGACAUACCACCGGGCAAGCGCCUGGUACAUCUGCGGGACUCUAA